UUGCAGAAGAGCUGCAGAAAUACUAUUACCCAAUGACUGUCUCAGGAGUAAUGACCUGCGUGUCUAACUGCAGCAGCUUCAAUAACCAUUAUAUUGACUGCACCAAAGGACGCUGCUCAUUGACUACUGGAGGACCAGUGUGCUUCUGUGGGAGCUCUGAACAGUUUUGGUAUACAGGAGAUAGAUGUCAGACGCAUAUCAGCAAGCCUGGCGUGUACGGAGGAGUCUCUGCCGCUGUCUUUGUGCUUCUAGGGGUUGUUAGCUUCCUGGCUUUUCUCUCAUACAGAAGGCGAAAGAAAGGCUACAAAGAGAAAUUGAUAGACAAUGAGAAGCACUGGUACGAGGAUGGUUGGGAAGGAGAUGGCGUGGAUAAUGCGAGCAUACGGAACCCAGACUCAUCCAGUCACAACGGGUCUCAUGGCUUUAAUUCCAAUCAAGAAAAUUUCCGCCCAGCUUUGGAUAAAGUGGAUACAGAUAUUAAGAUGACAAUAUCAAGGCCUCAUUUGACUCAAAGCUAUCUGAACUGAGAGAAAAUCAGAUGAAGACAAAUCUUCUAUUACCAGGAGCAUAAGAACAUAGAUGAGCAACUGCAAGUCCAAAAUUAGCACUUUGUGUAUCUACUAGAUAAUUAAUAUUGAUUCUGUGUGACCUGGGAGGGAUGCAGGAGAGGGGAAUGAGAAAACUCUCAUAGAACCAGAUUUUUUUAUUAUAGACUUGUUCAACCAAUCAGAAAUAUCAACCCAGCACAUGGAAGAAGAAGUUUGUUAUUAUAAUUCCAAGAGGAAUGCUACUUAUAAGACAUUCCAUUGACGAGUUCUCUAAUUGGUUGAGCCUGUAACCAUAGUUACAAGUAACCAGUCCCGAUCCCCUUUAAUUUUUUUAUUAUUCUAUUUCCCAAAUCAGCAAGUUAUGUUAUUUUCUUAAUUACAGAUUUUUGUAAAGAGAGUUCACAAAUAUUAUGAAAAUAUAAUUGCACUGAUAAAUGAAAGUUUUUAAUUUUCAAAUGUUUUCUUGUUCAUUUAUAUAUUUAACUAUUUAUUUUCAAUACUAUAUUGUGCUGGCAACAGAUCCUUGUUGUAUAUCUCAAAAGUGGUCUUGUAGACCUUAAUAAAUGAGGGGAUGUCAAAAAAUGACACAAAACUUUAUUUUCAAGGGUGGAAGCCAUCAUUAGUUGGUGUCUAUAUUUUAUUCUACAUGACUUUGAUUUUACUAAACAGACAUUUAACAUAUAUUGCAAAGAUUUUGAGGAAAACCUUUUUUUGCCUCCCUAGGGAGUGUGGCACAAGCAGAUUUUUUUUACACAAAAGCAAGAGCUAUGUACUGUACCUAGAAAAUACCAUUUACCUGUCUACUUUUCCUGGGUAGAGCAAAGGGUAUGUAAAAAAGGGGACUCACUUUAAUUGGGGGUUUCUUCCAUAAAGAUAGACAGAUAAAAGAUAAAUGACAGAUCUAUCUAUUUAAUUAUAUUUCUAUCAAUGUGUCUGUAUAUCUAUUUAUCGAAUCUAUAAUCUAUCAAUUUGAUACAUAUCUACGUAUGAUUUUUUUAAAAUUCUAAUUGAUAUAUAAUGUGUGAACCUCAUUAAUAUCUAACAUCUAUCUGUGUCUGAGCAUUUUCCUACAGCUAGUUGUAAGCUGAACAUUUAAAUAAAACUGAGUGCAUAGCUCACUUUUCAUUUUUUUGUUUUUUGUUUGUUUAUUUUUUUAAUAUUUUUUUGUGUCUUUCCCAAGAAGCCUUAAUGGUAGGGUGACCAUAUUGCCGCUUUAAAAAGGGACACAUAUGAAAAAUACAGGGUUCUUAUACAACACAUUUCUUCAAACAGCCCUGAAAAGAACCCUGACAUAUGUAUUUUUCAUAUGUGUCCCUUUUUAAAGCGGCAAUAUGGUCACCCUACUUAAUGGACAUUAGUCGUCAACACUUUGCCCUUUUUUUUUGGUAAAAAUUGUCCAACACUCCCUAGAAAGCGACAAAUCCAAUUAUGUAACCUGCAAAUUCUACAAAUAAAAUAGCUGGUUUAUACAAUUUGUAGUAUUUUGUAAUCCUAGGUUACAGAUUUUGUUUUUUGGCCUCACUAGGGAGUGUGGAAUAAAGUCAAAUUUUUACACAAAAGUGAGGGACGUGUAAUGUCUCGUUUAGUGUCUUUGCACAUAUUCUUUCAUGCUGGGUAUACAAUACUAUCUAGAUCUUUUUUAUAUAUUUGUAUACAUAUAGGAACAGUUAAUUAUUAAGUUUUUUCAUGCCAUUGUCAAUGAACUGAUAUUGAAGAAUAAUAAAAAUCUUUGAAUUUGGGAUUGCUAAGAAUUAACUAGAAAUCAAACUGAGAAUCUGCCCAUAGCUAUUAGCGCCAUCUUGAAUUGUUUAUAGAGAUUGGGCAUACAAUACUAGACAAUUGUUUUUAAUGGGUAAGCACAUAUGAACA
Molecule: messenger RNA, 2417 nt
Organism: Bombina bombina (fire-bellied toad)
Lineage: Eukaryota; Metazoa; Chordata; Amphibia; Anura; Bombinatoridae
Product: mucin-3B-like
Exons: 5
Coding region: 33-527 (164 amino acids)
Source: RefSeq, a predicted model, not a curated record